AUGUUUAUCAUUGAUAUUGCCAUGACGAGCGUUGCAGUUGCUCUUGUGGUAAACCGCGUUAUUGUUCGGCUGGUGACAAGCAAGAAGCUGGCCUCGGAUGAUUUCGUUAUUAUAGGAUCAUUGAUCAUUUGUGUUGCCAUGAACGUUGUCAACGUUGUGGGUACGUUUCAGAUCCAACUAAUAUAUCCAUACCACGUAUCUAACCUCCGUAUAGCUGUUAAUCAUGGCUAUGGGCGACCUUCGUUUGAUGUGCCCGAGGAUGACUUGAAAAUAGCUCUUGAGGUCAGUUGCUGUUAA
Messenger RNA from Trichophyton verrucosum HKI 0517, 297 nucleotides. RefSeq lists its product as uncharacterized. Lineage: Eukaryota; Fungi; Ascomycota; Eurotiomycetes; Onygenales; Arthrodermataceae. The record is from RefSeq and is a predicted model, not a curated record. The coding region runs from base 1 to 297 and encodes 98 amino acids. The transcript has 2 exons.